Molecule: messenger RNA, 480 nt
Organism: Ruditapes philippinarum (Manila clam)
Lineage: Eukaryota; Metazoa; Mollusca; Bivalvia; Venerida; Veneridae
Product: interferon-gamma-inducible GTPase 10-like
Exons: 1
Coding region: 1-480 (159 amino acids)
Biological process (GO): cellular response to interferon-beta; defense response
Cellular component (GO): endoplasmic reticulum membrane
Molecular function (GO): GTP binding; GTPase activity
Source: RefSeq, a predicted model, not a curated record
AUGCGAUUUCCGCGAGAAAGGUAUUUACAACAAGUUAGUUUUGACAAGUAUAAUUAUUUCCUCAUCAUAACAGCCAACCGUUUCUCAGCUGACGAUAUUUGGUUAGCAAACGAAGUUCGAAAACUUGGGAAGCAAUUCUUUUUUAUCCGUACAAAAUUGGCAAUUGAUGUGAGGAAUGACAAAAAAGAUAACCCUGGAAAAUCUAAAGAUGAAACAGUCAAUAAAAUACAACUGGCAAUGUCAAAGCAUGUUGCAAACGCAAGUUUUGAAGGAGUCAGGGUUUUCCUUAUCGACAACCACUGUCCACUAGAUUUUGACUUCCCAGACCUAAAUGAAACAAUGAUUAAUGAAGCACCGACAUGGAAACAAGAGGCAAUGACAUUUACAAUGGCAAAUCUCACUGAAAGUCUUAUUCAUCGAAAGAAAGCUGCUCUACAAAAACGAAUUAUGAUAGUUGGAAUAGGUUCAGCAAUAGGUUGA